This is a messenger RNA of Cynara cardunculus var. scolymus (artichoke), 1108 nucleotides long. Its product is annotated as lipid phosphate phosphatase epsilon 1, chloroplastic. Gene Ontology annotation, biological process: lipid biosynthetic process; protein N-linked glycosylation. Bases 103 to 936 code for a protein of 277 amino acids. NCBI's taxonomy places the organism in Eukaryota, Viridiplantae, Streptophyta, Magnoliopsida, Asterales, Asteraceae. The transcript has 4 exons. The record is from RefSeq and is a predicted model, not a curated record. Gene Ontology annotation, molecular function: dolichyldiphosphatase activity. Gene Ontology annotation, cellular component: intracellular membrane-bounded organelle; endoplasmic reticulum membrane.
CCAUUUGACUAAUAACUUCUCUCUCCAUCACAACCGUUGAAUUUUUCUCUACAUAAUCCAUUAAUCUAUGCGGAUCUCCUCUUCAUCCCCUCUGAUUAAACCAUGUCGCCGGCGACGGUGGCGAUUUUCAUAAACCCACCACCACUUUUUAACCUAUUUCAUAGCAUUCAUCGAAAACCCCUCUUUUCGAGUCCUGCUUUUCGUACUUUGAAACAAUCUGCAAUUGUUUAUCGGAAGUCUAUUAGUGUCAAAAAACCAAUGGCAGCGGAGUCGAUUGAGACUGGGAUCGGCGGUGAUGAACGUAUUAGUCCUGCGGUUUCUGCUUUUGAACAGGAAGUUUUGAUUGAUAAUGGUGGUGUUUCAUUUCAUCAAACAGCUGGUGGGCUACACACCAUUCUUAAUAGUUUGAGUAGAUGGAUUGUUGCUGCAACUUUUGGUGGGGUUCUUCUUUUGAGGCAUGAUGCUUUUGCAUUUUGGGCUGCAUUAGGGUCUGUUUUGAAUGCUAUACUAUCCAUCACUUUGAAACAGGUCUUGAAACAAGAACGACCAGUUCCUGAUGUGAGUUCAGGCCAUGGAAUGCCAUCUUCACAUGCCCAAUCCAUCUUUUUCGCUACCGUAUUAGUUAUAUUUUCGGUGGUCGAAUGGCAUGGAUUUAAUGGCGUUACAGCUUUCUUUAGCGUGCUUGUGAUAGCGCUUGGAUCAUACUUUUCAUGGCUACGGGUGUUACUAUGUUAUCAUACUACUAGCCAAGUGGUUGUGGGCGCAAUCGUGGGGUCCAUCUUUUCAGUGUUAUGGUUUUGGGCUUGGGAAGCGAUGGUUCAUAAGGCAUACAACUCGAAUUUGUGGGUUCGAGUCCUUGUUACUGUUGGAGCUACAUGUUUCUGUCUAGGGUUUAUCUCGCAUGUUUUUCAGCAUUGGAUAAAAUCCGAACAUUGAUGAUCUACAUUUUUCGAAAUAAUCCAAGGGUAGUAGUAGUAGUAGUAGUAAUGCAGUUAUCUUACUCCCAUCGAACUUUCAUUUUUUGAUAUAAUUGUAAUAUCGUGUUUAAAUAGGUUUUAUCUGAAUUGAUAUUCUGAUUGACGAAGUUAAGAUUUGAUUCCUUUUUUAA